UCCAGGGGCUUUGGGGGAUUUUUCGGGGAGAUUUUUCAGGGGUUUUGGGGGCUUUGACCCCUAAAUUUUAGGGACGGGCUUCAUUCACCCCCCCAGAUUGUGACCUGAGGGAAUUUUGGGUUCUCUCUCUUUUUCCCGAGGGAAUUUUGAGCCUUCCACCCCUCAUUUUUACCUUUUGAGGGAAUUUUGGGCUCCUCCUUUCUCCUGAGGGACCUUUGGUGCUCCCCCCCUCUAUUCUUUCCUCUGCGUGGGUCCCAGCCUUGAGAGACCCUAAAGAAUCCAAUUUCCCACCUGUUUUUCCCACCUGGCCCGUGGAUCCCCGGCGCUCCCCUCGGCUCCGUCCCUCGGGCUGCUCCUCAGGAUUCUCCUCCAGCCCCGCUCCGGGCUCGACCCCGCGGAGCAGCGGCUCCGCCAGCUCCCCCCAGAGCCCGUGAGUUCCUUCGGAAUGGCUCAAAAAUCCUCAAAUUCACCUUUCCCCAAUAAUUUUCCCCAGAUUUCCCAACAUUUCCUAAUUUCUGACCCAUUUUUGCCACGUUUCCCCCCCGCCAUCCCAGCUCGUUUUUAUCCCCUUUUUUCCUAAUUCCAGCCUCAUUUUCCUCAUUUUUUUUCCAUUUUUUUCAGUUUCUCCCCAUUUCCACCCUCAUUUUCUUCAGUUUCCCCCCCCAUUUUCCCUGUUUUCCCCCAAUCCCAUCCCCCCAUUUUCCCCUCAUUUUCCCUAUUUUUCCAUAAUUUUCCCAUUUUUCCCCUAAUUUCCUCAGUUUCCCCCCUAUUUUCCGUUUUCCUCGUUUCUCCCAAUCCCAUCCCAUUUCUGCCCCAUUUUCCCCAUUUUUCCCUCAUUCCCUCAUUCUCCCCCCGUUUUUUCCAUUAUUUUCCCCUAUCAUUUUCCCAGUUUUUUCUCUCAUUUCCUCCCCCAUGUUCCCCAUUUUCCCCCUUCAUUUUCCCCCUUCAUUUUCCCCAAUUUCCCCCCCCCAUUUCCCCAGUUUUUUCCCCAUUUCUCCCAUCCCAUCUCCUUUUCACCCCAUUUCCCCCUUUCCCCUCCCUUCCAGCCCCACUUUCCCCACCUCACCCCCAAAAUUCCCGGUUUUUCCCCCCAAAUUUCCGGUUUUCCCCCCCAAAUCCCCUCAGGGAAUUCUCGGACGAUUCCGACUCCGGCAGCGACUUCGAGGUCUCUCCGCGGGCCCGGAGCAAGCGGGGCCCGCUCCGAGCAGCCCCCAGGAGCUGCUCCCCGAAGCGCUCCCGCCUCUACCCCGGGGAUGGGCGGUACCCGGAGCCGAAUUCCCUGGAGCAGAAUGCCCAGCAGAAUUCCCUGGAGCAGAAUUCCCUGUUCAGGCCGUGUUUUCGGGAAAGGUGGCCACGGAGAAUUCCCAUUUUUUUCCCCCAAAUGCCUUUUUUUCCUCCCAAAUUCCCCCUUUUCCCCCAAAAUUCCCAUUUUUUCCCCCAAACUCCUGCUCAGGCGCUGGUGGAUGAGUGGCUGAAGCGGUACCAGUGGGACAAGGAGGACGCGUUCCUGGAGCUGCUCAACUUCAUCGUGCGCUCCUGCGGCUGCAAGGGUGAGAAAUGGGGCUAAAAACGGGGAAAUGGUGUAGAAGUCCAUCCGAAAAUCCUUCAUUUUUUGCCUCACAAUUGUCAUGAGAAAAGACUACCGAAGAGUUAAAAGUGCUGAGCCGGUUGGGAAAGAAAGUCUCCUGCUUAUCUAGUGUGUUCACAAGUGAUGCUUGCAGAACACGCCAUGCUGUACUCGAAGGGGGCAUGCUGCCCUUUUCUGGACAAUUGAACUGGACUUUCUUCCAAACUCCUGAGCUGGCUGGACUGAGCUCUGGGGUGGCUCCCCCCCGCUCCAUGAGAAGACCCCUCUUGCCUGUCUUCAACCACUGUGACAGACCAACAGAGAUGCGAAUCUCCUCAUCAAGGAACCAAGAACCCCUCUGGCACCCUAUUGACACCCCCAUGGCACCCCCAUGGCACCCCCCUGGCAACCUCCUCCCAGAGACUGGGAAGCAUUCGGCCAUGAAAACAAUGGAAUUUCAGUUACCUUCCCCCAACCAAGAACAGUAUAUAUAUUGGGGUUCGGCCCGACUGUCCUUUGAGAUCUCCCCAAGACGUGUACCAGCGAGUUUCGGCGGCGGGACCCCGAAGACAUCACGUCUUGGUAGCUAUACCCCAUUCCCUGACCUUCUUUCCUCCCUUUUUUUUUCCUUGUCUUACCCUUCUCUUCCCCGGAUCCCUUAACCAAACGCAUAUUUAACUGUGGUUAUAAUCAAUAAAUUGCACCUUGUUGAUUUGUUACUGCAAAA
Messenger RNA from Melospiza melodia melodia, 2294 nucleotides. RefSeq lists its product as uncharacterized. The record is from RefSeq and is a predicted model, not a curated record. The transcript is spliced from 3 exons. Lineage: Eukaryota; Metazoa; Chordata; Aves; Passeriformes; Passerellidae. Gene Ontology annotation, molecular function: chromatin binding. Gene Ontology annotation, cellular component: chromatin; cohesin complex; nucleus. Bases 913 to 1467 code for a protein of 184 amino acids. Gene Ontology annotation, biological process: sister chromatid cohesion.